CUCAGAGACAGGGCAGAGAACAUGUCAGCAAGAGGAAAAGAAAGAGCAGAGGAGGAGAACAAGGAGGUUUCCUCAGAGGAGGAGGAGGAGAAGAGGAGUGUUGAGGAGGACUUUGAAGAGGCAGUAAGGGAGGCUGCCUCCUCCACUGCUUCCAGAAGAAAACCUGGACCAUCCAGACAGCAAAUCAUUCCCAAAAUCCCAGAGGCAGUGGAUGACUUCCUGAGAAACUUCCUCCAGAGGGUCGGCCUGAGACAGACUCUCAACAACUUUGAGGCAGAGUGGUACAGCUCAGCGCAGAAAUUCCUGACACAUACUCUGAGGAUGGGGUCGAUGGGCGUCUUGUUCAUUCCUGAUGCUCUAACACAUAGAAAGCUCCUCCAGAGUGAGCUGGAGAUAGCCCGCAGAGACACAGACCUGCUCAGGCAGGAUGUGCUGGUGUUGGGGGACAGCCUGGUGAGGAUGCAGAGGGAGAGGGAUUUCCACCGGCUACAGUACCAACGAGUCGCUGAGGACAAAAACAGGCUGAUUGAGGACGUCAAACAACUGAAGAAACACCUUGAGUCCUACAAGCCAACACUAAGGCAGCUGGAGGACAAGUAUCAAGCAGCUCUGAGGCAGAAAAUGUUAAUCAGUUUAGAAAAGGACCGAGUUCAAAACAUUAUAAACCCGAGACAGAAUCAGGAAAUAUCCCAAAAAAUGAAAGACCAAAGCAUGAAAAGGAGCCACAGCACUGACACAUUAUCAGCUAAAAGCACCAUAAGCAGACAUCCCAAGGACACAGAGUUUCCUGUCUACAGUAGCCUGGUGAACCUGGAUCAGGUGAAAUUUCAAAAAUGGAAGAGACCAAGUGCCUUCAGCCUGUCCUACUCCAUCAGAGCCCACAAGCUUCCCAUCAGCUGCAUUGACCUCCAUCCACAAAAGCUGAUCCUCGCUACUGCCAGUGAUGACUGCAGCUGGAGGCUGUGGGUGCUGCAGGCCAAUGGAGAGAAGGUUGGUCAGAUGGUACUGACAGGCGAGGGUCACUCUGAUUGGCUGUCGGGCUGCAGCUUUCACCCUGACGGAGCAAAACUGGCAACAACUAGUGGAGACUCUACAGUGCGGCUCUGGGAUUUCUCCCGUGGCUGCUGUGUGUUGACGCUGCCUGGUCACACCCAGCCCACCUGGGGCUGCUCCUUCCACUCCUGUGGUCAUUUCCUGGCUUCCUGCUCUGCUGACAGAACUGCCAAGCUGUGGGACCUGAACAGCCAGCGCUGCCGCCUCACACUGCGUCGCCACACUGCCUCUGUCAACAGCGUCUGCUUCCUGCCCCUGUCCAACCUCCUCCUCACCUGCUCCGCUGACAAAACCCUUGCCAUGUGGGAUGCCAGACUGGGUGUCUGCACCACAACCUUCCAUGGACACCAGCAUCCCUGCAACCAUGCCACUUUCAGCUCGGCAAGCAGCAUCCUGGCCUCCUGUGACUCCCGUGGCAACAUCAACCUGUGGGACAAAAGGAAUCCUGCGUUGGCACUGGCCACAGUAGAUACUGGGCCACUGGCUGCUAACCAGGUGGCGUUCAGUCCGUCAGGGAAGACGCUGGCUGCCGCUAGCUCUGACAGUCUGGUCAGAGUGGUGGAGGUGGAUUCUGGUGUGGUGAGCAGCCUGGAGGGACACAGUGAUGGGGUGCAGAGUGUGAGGUUCGACCACAAAGGAGAGACUGUGAUGUCAGCAGGGAGUGAUGGGAUGAUUAAUGUCUGGGCAUGACUGAAAGAAAAUGAAAAACUGAAGUGAAACCAGCUGAUGAUCACAUUUUAAAAUGUUGCUUCCUUGUGGCAAUCAUGAAGUUCCCUCACACAUAUUGUUGACACUAGUACAGAUACAACACCUUUUAGAGUUUUAGAAUCUAUACCAACAUGAUUCUUUAUUGAUGGCUUACUCUGGGAAAUAAACAUUUUCUCAAAGAACAUUU
This is a messenger RNA of Epinephelus fuscoguttatus (brown-marbled grouper), 1948 nucleotides long. RefSeq names its product sperm-associated antigen 16 protein. The record is from RefSeq and is a predicted model, not a curated record. Lineage: Eukaryota; Metazoa; Chordata; Actinopteri; Perciformes; Serranidae. Gene Ontology annotation, molecular function: protein binding. Bases 22 to 1743 code for a protein of 573 amino acids. The transcript has 3 exons.